AGCAGACCCGCCCACUCCUCUCUGUUCCCUCACUCCCUCGUGCCACCUCGACCCGUCCCUCUACCAUGGACUACUAGGCUCUAGGCGGCGUGCAUGUCUGUCCGCCCCGGGUGCAGGCACAUAGGCAUGGAACCGUCCGCCCCCGCAGCGCCACCGCCACGAGGAGGGGCCGAGCGCGCGGAGGCUGUCGCUGCGGAGCCGGCUCCCGGUCCCGGGGCCAGAGUCGAGGCGCAACAGCAGACGGGGCCCGAAGGUUCCCGAAGGGCGAGCCGAGCGGGGCGGGAGCGAGAGGUGCCGCUGCGGCUGCGCCUCGGGAGGGCCCGUCGGCGGGCGGGGCCUGCCACGCCGACGCCGUCGUGGAAGAUGGAGGACGAGGAGGGAGUCCGGGACCGGGAGGAGGGGCCGUCCGCGCUCGCGGCCGCUUCCGCCGCGGCGGCGAGGAGGAGCUCGGCGUCGGCUUCGGCGCGCCAGCUCGGCGCCAGCCUCUGGGAAAUCCACGACGUCGCGCGGGAGGUCCGCCGGAGCAGGCGGCGCGGCGGGAGGGGCGUCGCCACCGGUUGGGAGCACGGCGGCGGCGGCGGCGGAGAACUGGAUCAGCCACAGAGUUCAGGUGGCAUCGGUAGGCAUCUUGCAGACUCGUCAAUGAAACAUCAUAAGUUGAAUCAAGAAAGAAGCCAUAGAAUACAACCUUUUUCUCCUGCAAGUUAUACAAGCUCAGUUGGGGAUUCCAAUGUGAAUCAAACUAGAAGUCCAACUCGUUCUUUGGGUAUCAUGGGUAGAUCUAUGGGGGAAGGCUAUAGCCUUAAAACAUCAACAGAACUAUUGAAGGUUCUAAAUCGAAUUUGGAGCCUUGAAGAACAGCACACUGCUAACUUGUCAGUGGUUAAUGGAUUGAAACUGGAGUUACAGCAGGCUCAGACACAUGUUCAAGAACUCAUGCAAGAGAGACGGAGGUACAGACAUGAAGUUUCGUCACUAAUGAGGCAACUCUCCGAGAACAAACUUGCUAGAAAAAACAAGGACCACGUGAAGGUUGAUGCAGCUGUGCAUUCCCUGCAAGGUGAGCUAGAGGAUGAGAAACGUCUGAGGAGGCAUUCUGAGGACCUCCACAGGAAGUUAGGCAUGGAGUUGUCUGAAAUAAAGUCAGCAUUUCUCAAGUCAGUCAAGGACCUUGAGAAGGAGAAGAAAGGAAAUCGCCUCUUAGAAGACCUUUGUGACCAGUUCGCAAUGGGCAUCAGGAACUAUGAAGAGGAACUCAGAGUGGUAAAGCAAAGAAAUGUCAAGAGUUAUGAGCUCAACUUUGAUAAUUCAGUGCUCCAUAUUUCAGAAGUAUGGCUUGAUGAGCGAAUGCAAAUGCAAAAUACUGAUGUCAAUGGGGAAUUGGCUCAUAAAACCACAAUAACGGAAAGGCUCAGCAGUGAAAUACAGGCCUUUCUUCUUUCUAGAAAAGCAGGUAGCUCUAUGAAUAAUGAAAAACAUAUGAAUGAUAGUACUAGAUUGCGACGUCAAUCCCUUGAGUCUGUCCAUUUGAAUGGAGCCACCAGUGCUCCUCAGUUAGCUGAAGAUGACGACGACUCUAUUGCUAGUGAUUUGAAUUGCUUUGAACUGAACAUGCAUGGCCAUAUGGGAUCUUGCAGAAGCGGCACAGGUGCCAUGGAUGUGCAUAAGAGAAGAUCAGAGCAUCCUCAUGGUAUAGCUGCUGAAGGUUCACGCAUGUCCAGUGUGCCAGUUUAUUCACAGAAAGGCAUCGCAAGGCCCAGUAGCAGCAAACUGCAGCAUGCCAGUAAAGUACCAGAAAUCAACUCACAAAGCAAUGCCAGAAUUACUUCAGCAGAAGAGCAGAAUGGAAGCACAAACACCCAAAUUAUUCGAGGAUCCAACAAUGGGUCAAUGAAGAACAACCCAAAUGCGCAUCAUGUUGAUUUCCUGGGGCAGGAAUCCUUUGAUCAUUUUUCGCGAACAAGUCUAUUUUGUGAAGGCACUACUUCAGGGGAUUUGGGUAAUGUUGGCAGCCCAACACGACAACUGAAAUACCAAUCCACAUCUUUGGACCCUGAGAUAACGGAACGCCCACCUGAACAGCCGGUAGGUGUGAUGGAGAACACCCUGAAGGCAAAAUUACUUCAAGCAAGGCUAGAGGGGCGACAUGCCCGAUUAAAGGCAGCAGGUGGCUCCUCAACCAGCAGGAGAAAGUGAGAGUGCUGCAGAUUCUGGGGUUUUACUGUUUGAGGCCCACAUGAAGAAAUAAAAGGUGUAAUAUAGCUAACUUGUAUCUAUGGAAUUUUCUUUGGCUGCGUCAAUUGGUUCAGUAUCCAUGUACAUGGGUUAUGAACUAUCUGAAUAUAUGAAUCCUAGUUCCAUAUGUGAAUCACCUUCCAUGUCAAUUAGGCUGUUAGUUAGAUGCCAGCACACUUUAGGCUGAUAGCUCAAAACUCAGAAGGAUUUUGGCUAUGACACCUUGUGUCUUGUUAAUCUCUCUGACACUUUGCUUAGAAGUCUAUUUUGAUGUAUUACAUUUGAACAGCCAACUUCUCAGACUUCUCAAUAGUUUCUAUGAGUCUGUAUGAGCAAACAUGGUACAUGGCGCAUGGGCACCUUAAAUUUUUUGUGGUUGACAGUACAAUAUC
Molecule: messenger RNA, 2627 nt
Organism: Sorghum bicolor (sorghum)
Lineage: Eukaryota; Viridiplantae; Streptophyta; Magnoliopsida; Poales; Poaceae
Exons: 3
Coding region: 94-2196 (700 amino acids)
Source: RefSeq, a predicted model, not a curated record